Molecule: messenger RNA, 2330 nt
Organism: Leguminivora glycinivorella
Lineage: Eukaryota; Metazoa; Arthropoda; Insecta; Lepidoptera; Tortricidae
Product: gastrula zinc finger protein XlCGF7.1-like
Exons: 10
Coding region: 106-1137 (343 amino acids)
Biological process (GO): regulation of transcription by RNA polymerase II
Cellular component (GO): nucleus
Molecular function (GO): DNA-binding transcription activator activity, RNA polymerase II-specific; RNA polymerase II cis-regulatory region sequence-specific DNA binding
Source: RefSeq, a predicted model, not a curated record
UCGCGCUGCCAUAGCCUACUUUUUGAGGAGCUGUCGUAAAAUAUCAAUAUUUUCGGAUUUUUAUGUGUUAUUUACUUGAUUUCUGUGAAACUUUACAUCUUCACGAUGGACAAGUGUGGAAUUUGCGAUAAGCCCGCUGUUCAACUAUUUGAGACUGGCAAAGAAGGAGUGUAUGCCUGCUUCAAGUGCUCACCGUUGGUGCCGGAGGUGACCAUGGAAGACGAUGUUACCAUAGAGGAGCCGUCAGACCCGUUGGAUGUCUCUGAGGAGGGCAAUGGCUCACUGUUGUGUGGCAUUUGCCACAAGACGUUUCAGAAGAAUACGCAGCUGCAGAACCACCUGCGGAACCAUAGAGCUGAGAGGAGGUUCGUCUGCACCUACUGCAAUAAAGCGUUCUCCCAGUCCAACAACCUGCGCGCGCACCUCCGCAUACAUACCAACGAGCGCCCGUACAAAUGCAACGAGUGUGGGAAGGCCUUUACGCAGGUGACGAACCUGAACAACCACGUGCGUCUCCAUACCGGCGAGCGGCCCUUCGUGUGCCCGGAGCCCGGCUGCAACAAAGCCUAUGCACAGGUGACGAAUCUGAAUCAGCACCGCAAGCGGCAUUUGGGCGGUCGCGCCGUGGAGAGCACUUAUGACUGCACCAUCUGCGGGCAACAGUUCGAGCAACGCAACCACAUGUACACACACAGACGCUCGGCCCACUACGGCGCGCGCAGCCCGGCGCGCGCGCCGGCGCGGCACGCGUGCAAGCUGUGCGAGCGCCGCUUCAGCACCGAGCGCCAGCUCGUGGCGCACGUGGCGCAGCACGUGCCCGACCAGCGGGGACACGAGGAUGACACUGAAGGCACAUUCUUAUGUGUGUUCUCAUCUUGCGGCGCUCGCCUCUCGUCCCCGCGCGAACACACCGAGCACUUACUCCGCGCGCACCAGCUCCGCGUGCACGCCGCGAGGCCUGCACAACCCGCUACCGAGUCGGUGCCACAGCAGCCGCCCAAGCGAGGACGACCGCCCAAGAUAAUCAAAGUGGAAUCUAUGGAUGACUUCAAAGAUUCAAUAUUUAACGAUGUAAAAAUCAUAAAGGAGGAAUCUCAAUUUCUGCCAAAACUAAAAGUGCAGAGUUUAUUCCAGUGAACUACAAAAGUGUAACACAGUGGACUUUGUUCUGACGAGUGGACAGAUCGCUGGUUGGUCCGUAACUCAGUGGACGUGACACCGUUACGCAAUGGUACUUAUUUUGGACGUGAAAUUAGCGUUAAGAGACUUAAAAAUUAUGAUCGUUAAUGUAACUUUAAAUCUAAUAUUAUGAAGAUAGAGCGUUUAAGGGCAUCCACACACUAUAGUGUCCCGAUAGCAUCAGCGUUUAGACUCUAACCCCUUUAUUCAUAAACGUACUCUAAAGUUAUCAAGCCGAUAAAGUUCGUUUGUCCCUUUCCGACGUAUUGGUGUGAUAGAGAGGGACAAACGAACUUUAUCGGCUUGACAACUUUAGAGUACGUUUAUGAAUAAGGGGGUAACUCUAUAAGCCACUGCCUGACGCCUUUUUCUAUAGCGUUGGCUAAACGCCCUCGUAAACGGAUAAACCCUCAAAAGACGCUAGUGUGGGAUGGCUCUAAUGGGAAUUCUUUUACAUAUGAUCUGUAUGGGUUUAUUUUUGAUUUUAUGUUUAAACAUGGCCUUCCAUUUUAUCAUGUUAGUAAAUAUAUAUAGAAACUGUAGUCAAGUCAUGCAGUUUUUAGAUUUGUACCUUUAUAUGGUAUAUCUAAUUUAAACUACAUAUAUAGUAGCAUUAUUUGAAUAUCAAUCGAAUUCUUGCCUAUUGAUUUAAAAAUAUGUCUUGUGGUUUUUGUCGCAAUACAACUACCUUGACUGUGCGCAACACAGGCCCGUGAUAAUUAUUUCUGACUGUACUUGACUACUGACUGACACCAACGAACAGAGAACCCGCCUGGCGGCUAGCAAUGAAUGUGUUAAUUGUUCAUAAAUAACGUUUUCCAAUUUUUUUUAAAGGGGAAUGUCAAUGAUUAUUUUUUGUGCAAUUUCUUAAUUUUUUCUGACAACUUUUUGAAAACUUCACGUUCGUAUUUGUGAGUAUAGUCAGCGUUAUUUUGAAGUAAAUAUAUCUAUUAAUGCUUUUAGCUAAGUCAACAUGUUAGUUUCUGAUAAAAAAAUAGGCCGAAGUGAAUGCAAUAAUACAAAAUGCACUUAAUAAUAGUUUAUUAUUAAUAAUAAGUGUUCUGUGCAGCACGCGUAUAAAGUGAAAUUAUUUUGAUAAAUAUUAUUACGAAUCUUAACCCCUGGAACGCCGUUGUCAAAAAUUUGCUACU